Molecule: messenger RNA, 1206 nt
Organism: Panicum hallii
Lineage: Eukaryota; Viridiplantae; Streptophyta; Magnoliopsida; Poales; Poaceae
Product: U-box domain-containing protein 6-like
Exons: 1
Coding region: 764-1192 (142 amino acids)
Source: RefSeq, a predicted model, not a curated record
UGGUACUUAGGAAUUUCGAUAGGUUUUUCUCAAUCAUAUGACCAAUGCAAACGGAACACACAUGUAUUCCGAAAGGGAAAGAGUAGCGACACAUCCAACGCACAGCUAAAGAAGUACUCGAAUAAAAAACAUAAAAGCCCGCGUCAAAAGGCUGCUCCGAGCACCCUUUACUUCGUCCUGAGAGCGCUCGGGUCUCCUUGAACGGAAUCUGUUGAAUGAAUAAGCCUAGCUACAAAAUUGAAUUUGCAUAUUAUCAAGACAUGGAGCCAUGGGGGGUUUUUUGUUUGAAGACACAAGUGCAAAGGAUGACGCCAAGGCAGACAGUGCACUUAUUGUGGAGAAAGUCUCUCGACAGAACUCCAGGGAAGCCACAUCCAAGAUUCGCGUAGAUGAAGUCUCUCCAGAGAAGUGCUCUCAUGAGAACUCCGGCGAGGCCGCAUCUGAGAUAUGUGAAAUCAAGGACUCUGAUGAAAUGCUCUCAUCGGUCCAUCUCUGAGGCCCAGGCGAUCAUCGGUUCGAGCGAUGCCAUCCCUUUCCUCAUCGAAGGCCUGAGGGAAGACGGCUCCCGGAGCGACACCUGCCGCGUGGACGCGCUCCUCAGUCCUCACUCUGUACAUCCUCUCCCUGCACGCGCCGAACGUCCCGGUCCUCGUGGCCUCCGGCAUCAUAGAGAGCCUCCGCAGCGUGCUGGCGCCUGUCCUCCUCGUGGACGGACAAGGCCCUCGCCGUGCUGCUGAACCUGGCGCUCACCCAUGUCGGCAACAUGGAGAUCGCGGCCAACGCGGCGAUGGUGGGCGCCAUCAUGCUCAUCCUUGACAACGGUGAGCCCGUCGAGAUGGAGAAGGCUGUGUCGUGCAUGUACGUGAUCUGCAGCGGCGGCAAGGGCAGCAGCCAGACGGUGCUCCAGGAGGGCGUGAUCCUGGCGCUGGUCUCCGUGACGGCCAACGGCACGGCCCGGGCCCGGGACAAGGUGCAGCGGCUGCUGAGCCUGUUCCGAGAGCAGCGGGAGCUGGAGGAGAUGCAGCCGCGGGUGCAGCUGCACGAGGCGGCGAGCCAGGCAGCGGCCGCGCAGCAGCAGCAGCAGCAGCAGCAGCAGGCGGAGGAGGAGAUGGUGCUGGCCGUGACUUACUCAGAUCACGGCAGGUGUGCAGCUAGUGAAGGUCAGGAAGCAAUUCGAAUGGCAAGAAAUUAGACCAGCAGGGGCAG